Messenger RNA from Andrographis paniculata, 2567 nucleotides. RefSeq names its product pentatricopeptide repeat-containing protein At1g77360, mitochondrial. NCBI's taxonomy places the organism in Eukaryota, Viridiplantae, Streptophyta, Magnoliopsida, Lamiales, Acanthaceae. The record is from RefSeq and is a predicted model, not a curated record. The transcript is spliced from 3 exons. Gene Ontology annotation, molecular function: protein binding. The coding region runs from base 478 to 1920 and encodes 480 amino acids.
UUAUUCUCAUUGCUCACAGUGACCACCGCCACCGCCACCGCCACCGCCAUCGCCAUCGGCGCUGCAACUUAUGGUAUCGGAAUUGCCUCCACCUGAAACUUCCUGAGCCGAAGCUGAUACGGCGAGAUGAAAGAGCAAUUUCCUAGAUUGGUCAAGGGGAUUCCUCCAUCCCUGGGGUGGAGCGGAAGAGCUUGCACCUCGGACGGUUGAUUUUGGUCUUGGUAAUGAUCGGUAAAUCGUACGCUUAAUCUGAUUCUCGUUAAUCCGUUUCGAGAAGCUAGACAUAAGAGAUACUUUUAAAGCAAGGUAUAUUAGCCUGUGAAUUGCUGUUAUGGUUAUCGUGCAUUGUGCUUGGGAAGGAGUUCUGUAGUUGCAUAUCAUAGUUUGGGUGAGAUUGGAAUUUCGGAAGGAUUAAAUUGAAAUACUGAAUAGGAAGUUGGAUUAGGGUUCUGGUUGGACUUAUUCCACUCCUCCACCAUGCUAGCAAGGAUUCACUGCUACAAUAGAUUCUUGUUUAGACAUGUUACUGUCAAUAGGCUUUAUUGUUCAGGAGAAUCGAUGCUGGAUUCAUGUGAUGUAGCUAAAAAAGUCUGUAAAAUUAUGGUUUCAUGUCCCAAAAUAGGCAUCAAUGCAGCGCUAGACCAGAGUGGCAUUCGAGUUUCCGAAGAGGAAGUCGAAAAGGUUCUUGAGAAGUUUGAAAAUGCUGGAAUGCUGGCUCACCGAUUCUUCGAAUGGGCCGGAAAGCAAAGAAACUAUGAGCAUAGUGUAAGAGCCUACCAUUUUAUGAUCAAGUCAUUAGCGAAGAUAAGACAGUACGAAAUAAUGUGGGAUUUAGUGAAUAAGAUGCGGAGCAAGGGAAUGCUGAAUGUCGAGACCUUUUGUAUUAUCAUGAGAAAGUAUGCUCGAGCUCAAAAGGUGAAUGAAGCAGUUUAUACGUUUAAUGUAAUGAAGAAAUAUGAUAUGCCGCCGAAUUUGGCUGCAUUUCAUGGCUUGUUGAGUGCUUUGUGCAAGUCAAACAAUGUUAGGAAGGCUCAGGAAAUUUUCGAUGCCAUGAAGAACCAAUUUAGUCCCGAUUCGAAAACUUAUAGCAUUUUGCUAGGAGGGUGGGGAAGGGCUCCAAAUUUGCCGAAAGCUAGGGAAACUUUUAAUGAUAUGGUUGAUUCAGGCUGCAAUCCUGAUAUUGUGACAUACGGGACUCUGGUUGAUAUUCUCUGCAAGGCGGGUCGAACGAAUGAAGCACUUGAUGUUGUCAAGGAGAUGGAGUUCAAUGGCUGUCAGCCGACGUCUUUUAUAUAUAGUGUUUUGAUACAUACAUAUGGGAUUGAAAAUAGAAUCGAGGAUGCUAUAGAUACAUUCCUUCAAAUGGAGAGAAACGGCGUACAGCCUGAUGUGGCCUCGUAUAAUGCCUUAAUCAGUGCAUUCUGUAAAGUCAAAAAGUUCAAGAAUGCGUAUAAGGUGGUGGACGAGAUGGAUACAAAGGGAGUGAGACCCAAUGCCAGGACUUGUAAUAUUCUAAUAAACGGAUUGAUUGCUAGUUCAGAGACCGACGAGGCCAUAAAGGUGUUCCGCAGGAUAACUAAAGUUUGUGAGCCGGAUGCAGAGACAUAUACCAUAAUGGUGAAGAUGUUCUGUGAUCGAGAUGAGAUAGAUAUGGCUUUCAAGUUUUGGAAAUAUAUGAAAUCGAAGCAGUUUUCUCCGAGCAUGCACACAUUUUCUAUACUUAUUAAUGGGUUGUGUGACAAGGCCGAUGUUUCCAGAGCUUGUGUUUUGAUGGAAGAGAUGAUAGAACGAGGAAUUCACCCGGGAAGGCAUACAUUUGCAAAGUUGAGGAAAUUACUCUUGAAGGAUGGGAGAGAAGAUGUACUUGAGUUUUUACAGGAAAAGAUUAACCUUUUGGUCAAGGAACCUCUGUGUGAUUGAGAUUGUGUCCUUUUGAUUCAUAUUGCUGAAAGUUGGUAUCCUCAAGAUCAAGCCCUCUGAUAACCUUUCAAGAACAAAAAUCUUUUGUGAUCUGUAUCCGCAGUUCAAAGGCGUAUCUGUAUAGUUGUUUCUUACAACUCAUGAAUGUCCAUUUUGUAACGCCUAAAUUUCCCGGGUUCCAGCACCAAUUGACGGCCGGAAUUUCCAGUUACGGACAACAAGUUGUUCAGCAAAGGCCCUAGAUUACAAUGGUAUAAACCAUGUGAAUCUUGAUGUAUAUUUGAAAGGCUUGUUCGCCGGGUAAAUGAAUAGCCUCAUCCAUUCGCCUCAGCUGCUGUUGUGCUAACAAUAAACGCAUUGGUGGUGAGGGGAGGACUUGAUGUUGAAUCCAUUUUUAAGGUAUGCUGAUCCGAUUUCCUCUUCAAAGAUUCUGUCCAAGAAACAAAAUCAUGUCUAGAAACACCCGAGAAUAGAGCAGACAAUUCGACAAUAACUGAGUCAUGGGUAGAAACAAUCCUUAUAACUGAGUCAUGGGUAGAAACAAUCCUUAGUUCGAACUUCAUCCUUAGAAUGUUCUUCCAUUUUCUGUUAUAUAUAGAACUUAGUUUUCUUUCAAUUAUAUAUAAAAUGACCCUUAUCUUGUGUUA